Messenger RNA from Scutellospora calospora, 224 nucleotides. NCBI's taxonomy places the organism in Eukaryota, Fungi, Glomeromycota, Glomeromycetes, Diversisporales, Gigasporaceae. The record is from the annotation of a GenBank genome assembly.
AUGAGUUUAAAAACUCUAAUAAAAGUUUAGAUACAAAUAUUGCUAUAGGCUUUAAUACAAAUAUUAUUGAAAGUUUUAAUACAAAUACUAGUAAAAACUUUAAUACAAAUACUAGUAAAAGCUUAAAUAUAAAUAUUAUUUCUAUAAAUAUCAAUGGUCUCUUACAAUCUAACAAACAACUUGCUUUAACUGAAACUCUUAAUAAUAAUUCUUUGAAAUUUUAA